Molecule: messenger RNA, 2745 nt
Organism: Gracilinanus agilis (Agile Gracile Mouse Opossum)
Lineage: Eukaryota; Metazoa; Chordata; Mammalia; Didelphimorphia; Didelphidae
Gene: LRRC30
Product: leucine rich repeat containing 30
Exons: 1
Coding region: 258-1160 (300 amino acids)
Molecular function (GO): protein binding
Source: RefSeq, a predicted model, not a curated record
AACAACCUAAACCCAGCCUAAAGUGUUCCACUUCAUCAUUUGCCACAGGGCCCGAGUCGCCACUCAAGAGUACCUCUACCUUGAUGGUUUUUCUCUUCUUGACUUUUUACACAAACUUUCCUGAAGCUGAAAUACCCAGUCAACACGGUGUUUGCCCAGACUUCCCCACCUGCAACAGCUUUAGGGCUGGCGGAGGAAAAGAGAAACUCUCUACCCAGAAGAGUUUGCUAUAGGACCUAAGGAGCAGAGAAAGUGUCAUGGGGGGCAGACAGUCCAGUGAGAUCUUCAAGAACAAGGAAUCCAAGGGAAUAUUGUUCCUAAAGAACAGGCAGAAGUUUUCUCAAUGGGAUGACGUCCUUCUGGGAAAGGACCCAAGGUCGUUGCUGAAGCGCGGCAUGAACCAUAUCAGCUUCAGUUUGGUCACUAAAGGAAUGACUGACAUUCCCGACUUUCUUUGGGGACUGACCGAGGUCCAGAAGCUCAACUUUUCCCAUAAUCAGCUCAAGGCGGUCCCCUCAGAGAUGGGGAGAAUGACGAGGAUUGUGGUGCUGAAUCUGUGUGGGAAUCGCAUAAAGAGCCUGCCCAAGGAAAUCGGGCAGCUCAAGAACUUAAAGGUCCUGUUUCUGAACAUGAAUUGCCUGACAGAGAUGCCGUCUGAGCUGAACCACUGUAAGAACCUGGAAGUUUUGAGUUUGUCCCACAACUUCAUCACCCACCUCCCCUGUAUCUACUCGGAACUUUCCAAAUUGAGGAAAGUGAAUCUGAGCAACAACCACUUGGCUCACAUCCCCAUCUUUGUGUUCUCGCUGAAGGACUUAGAUUUCCUUCACGUGGGUUCCAACAGGCUGGAAAAUAUUGCCGAGAGCAUCCAGAGCCUGGCAAACUUACAGAUUUUCAUCGCGGAGAACAACAACAUCCAUUCCUUCCCAAGGUCUCUCUGCUUGGUUACAACCCUUGAGCUGCUCAACUUGAACAACAAUGAUAUCCAGACGCUUCCUGAUGAACUGUACCAGCUCAAUCGAUUGACCAGGAUCGCCUGGAAUCCCAUGGACAAAGGACUGCAUAUUUCUCAAAACCCUCUCACCAAGCCUUUGCCAGAUCUGGUGGAGGGGGGACUAGACGUGCUUUUCAGCUAUCUGAAGGACAAAAAGCAUGGGUGAUUUGUACAGAUGAAACGUGGCUAUGGACCCCUCAUCCACACUCGUUCCCACUGGUGCACUUUCCUGGUCUUCCUUUCUAGGGUUUGCAAAUGCUUUUAUUUCAGACUUGCUGAAUAAUCAUCGAAUGUGAGUGAACUGUUCUACGGGGAUCAUUUAUUUUAGAUUUGUGCUGAUCACUGCUUUUGUUUCUCAUAACCUCUGUAAGGUACUUAGAACUCUUUUUGCCUCUACAGUUUAAAUCACCUUUGUUUUUCCUCUCGAAGGAAAUCAAGUGAUUUCUUCCUAAAAAUCAGUUUGUAGACUGGAAAUCUAGAGAGAAGGCUUCAGUUUACCUCUGAAAGGUAGACCUUCUUGCUUUUUGAGCCUCAGUUUUUCCAUGAAAGGUAGAUUGGGACCAGGAUAGAUCUGAUGCUGGCCUGUUCUCACCAGAAUGUAUCACUGACCAAAUCAGGCAAACUAGCUGCUGACUUUUAAAAGCAGUCCUAAAGUCUAUGUUGGCAUGGCAACAUUUGAUAAGCUGUAAUACAAUAUGGUUACUUACUCAUGUUAGUGGAAGGGAGAGAGGUGAAAUGUAGCUCCUAGAGAAUAUAACGAAUCCAUUUUAAUGAAAAAGUUCAACCUAGUUUCUCCUUCCACACCCCCAAACUUCUAGAAACAAAUUCUAACCAUCAACCAAAUUGCCUCAUUCUGCUAUUAUCAGGAUAGGAGGAAGAGCCACUUCCUCCAAGAGGCAUUUCCUGAUUCCCUUAGGUAGUUAGUGACUUCCUUCAAAUUACUUUGAAUGUAUUUUGUUACAUAUUUUGUGUCUAUGUGUGUACAUGAUUUAGUUGCCCUAUUCACCCCACUCUCUUGUAGAAUAUAAGCUUUCUGUGGGCAGAAACUAUGCUAUUUUCUGAUGUUUAUAUUCCCAGUGCCUUGCAUAGUGCCUGCUCAUAGUAGAUGUUUAAUAAAUGUUUAUUGAAUGGAAUUGAAUAAUUCAACAAGAGAAUAAAUAUUCCCUUUCUAAUUGAGAGGUAGCUGUAUUUUCCACCUGCCUUUCAUGGAUGGGUGUUUUAAAAACAAGAAGAUUGCAUUUGUAAAGCAUUCUGAAGGCACUGCAAAAAAAUGUGAUGGACUUCUAUUGUAGAAGAAAACAGCUGUCAGUUGAUCAAGGACACAGGGAUAAGCAGCUCCACUGUUCUUAUCAGAGAAGCCAAUGGAGUCUAAAGCUCAGCUGUCAGUCAGGGACACCUAAAAUAUUAAUGUUUCAUCUUCCAGGAGUUAAAUACCUAGAAGAAAAACAGUUAAUGAGAAAAGGACUGUAUCUUUGGAUCAACAAAAGCCCAGUUAUACUAGAUGGUUGACUAUUGGUCAAUAAUUGGACCCUAUUAAUAUUAGGACUUGUGCCAGUAUUGCCUCUCUUCUUCUAACUCUCUCUUUGCUUCAGGUGAUGGCAGAUUCUUUCAAAGCCUCCACACAGGUAUUUGUGAAAUGGUUGUAGCAGUAAAAGUGUUUUAGCUUUAAGAAUGUAAGAGCUGGGGCAGCUAGGUGGCUCAGUGGAAAGAGAGCCAUGCCUGGAGAACGGGUGGUCCUGGAUUCAAAUCUG